Molecule: messenger RNA, 525 nt
Organism: Triticum turgidum subsp. durum (durum wheat)
Lineage: Eukaryota; Viridiplantae; Streptophyta; Magnoliopsida; Poales; Poaceae
Source: the annotation of a GenBank genome assembly
AUGGCCAAUAUCCACCACGUCAACAACGUUGCACAGAUGCUCGGUGUCGUAGUCCAGUUCGUUGGAGUCGACCUCAAUGCAGCAGCCGGCCACACCGUGUUUAUCCACGGCGUGAACUCCAUCAACGACUGCGCUGAGAUGCUGCGCCACGCUGAGUACCUCGAAGACAGAGGUGCAGUCGUCUCCAACGUAGAUUCACUCCGUCUGCUGGUUCGUGCCAACGAUCUCAUCCUUGACGUCUCUGAUCAUCUGGUGGGGAGCCUCGUCUUCGAUCCGAUCCACGACGUCAACGACCUUCGCCUUCGACGCCUUGGAGCAUUCGCCACUUGCAUCGACGAUCUGGCGACCGGCCUUCAAGCGGGCGUCUUCCACGACUUCGCCAAUGUCUUCGCCGCCAGGAUCACUGAGGCCAUCGCUGGAUUCGGGGACGGCCUCUUGACAGCUCAACAGGUCAUCAUAGAGGCGGUGGGUGCGUCUGCCAAUCUUGACCAUGACACUUUCCACACAUAUAUUCCAAUCCCGUAG